AACUUAAAUGAAGGUGGGGUACCCUUAAGCUUCAACUGUUGAACAGCAAGAAGCUCGUGUCGGCGGUAAAGAAGAAAUAUUUUACGAGGCAGUAUGGAUCAACUCUGCAAACUUUUUGUCGGCGGUCUGAACGUGGAGACCAACAAAGAUGGACUCCAGGCGCAUUUUGAACAGUACGGAACUCUUACCGACUGCGUAGUGGUCAUGAACGAACAAUUACAGCGGUCUCGUUGCUUCGGGUUUGUAACAUACUCCUCCGCCGAGGAGGCAGAUGCAGCAAUGGCCGCUAGGCCACAUGUUGUUGAUGGCCGAAACGUGGAGUUGAAGAGAGCUGUUGCACGGGACGAUGCAGGUAAACCCGAAGCGCUUGCGAAAGUGAAGAAAGUCUUUGUUGGUGGGCUGAAGGAGGACAUCGAGGACGAAGACCUCAAUGAAUAUUUUGGUAAAUUUGGUGUUGUUGAGAAGGUCGAGAUCAUUACCGACAAAGACACCGGUAAGAAACGAGGCUUCGGCUUUGUUCACUUUGAUGAUAACGACUCCGCCGAUAAAGCGGUUGUCCUGAAGUUUCAUACCAUCAAGGGACACAAAGUUGAAGUUAAAAAGGCCCUCACAAGACAUGAGAUGCAAGCUGCGAGCAGGGGAGGAAGGGGAGGAAGAGGAAUGCCAAGAGGUAUGGGAAGAAAUCAAAAUGGCUACGGCGGUGGCCGAGGUGGUUACGAAAGCUACGGCGGAGGUUAUGGCUACGGAAGCAGUGAUGGCGGCUAUGGCGGAGGCUAUGCAAGUGGAGGAUACGCUGGAGGUUACGGCGCGGCCUAUGGCGGUGGCUACGCAGAUCAAAGCGGAGGCUACGGUGGCGGAAAUGGCUACAGUGACUUUGGCAGUGGUUAUACCCAACAGCCCUCAGGCUACGGGCCCAUGAAGGGAGCAGGCGGCUACGCAGCUCGGGGCAGCGCUACCUAUCCCAGAGGAGGUGGAGGGGGCUAUGCUGCCAGAGGCGCAUAUGGUGCCCCGUACUGCGCCUCGGAUUGUUUAAACCGUACGUUACCGGUGAUAGUUCAGUCGAGCCUUUCGGAGAAUUGUGGAAAAAUGUCCGCUCAACUAUGUAAGUUGUUCGUCGGUGGACUGAAUGUCCAGACCACAGAUGCAAGUUUGCGACAGCAUUUUGAGCAGUAUGGAACGAUCACCGAUUGCGUAGUGGUUCAGAAUCAGUCGUUACAGCGGUCUCGUUGUUUCGGCUUUGUAACAUACUCAACCACGGAGGAGGCAGAUGCAGCUAUGGCCGCUCGGCCACAUGUUGUAGACGGCAACAACGUGGAUGUGAAAAGAGCGGUCGCUCGGGAGGACGCUGGUAGGCCAGAAGCAUUGGCAAAGGUGAAGAAAAUAUUCGUUGGUGGACUUAAAGAUGAUAUCGAGGAGGAACAUCUGAAUGAAUAUUUUUCACAGUACGGCACAGUUGAGAAAGCCGAAGUCAUCACCGAUAAAGAGACCGGCAAGAAGCGUGGUUUCGGCUUUGUCUAUUUUGAAGAUAACGAUUCCGCCGACAAAGUAGUUGUUCUUAAGUUUCAUACGGUUAAUGGACACAAGGUAGAGGUGAAGAAAGCUCUUACUAAAGAAGAGAUGCAAGCAGCAGGCCGUCGUGGUGGUGGAAGGGGCAGAGGAGGCCGAGGAAUGAGUCGGCCUCAAAAUGGCUACGGUGGCGGAAGAGGAGGUUAUUACGGAGGCUAUGGCAAUGAUGGCGGCUAUGGAAGCGGAUACGGCGGCGGCUAUGGAACCCAAGGCGGCUAUGGCGGUGGAUACGAUCAGAUGGGGGGCGGCUAUGGCAAUGGGAACGGUUACAGUGACUUUGGAGAGGACUAUGCUCAACAGCCCUCCGGUUAUGGUCCAAUGAAGAGCGGUAAUUAUGCCGCUGGUAGGGGUGGGGGGCCAUAUGCGCGCGGAGGAGGUGGAUACGGAAGGGGGGUACGCUGGUUAUUGAAUCAUGCACCAUUGAGGGAUGCACAUAUUUUGGGACUUCAGAACACAAAUUAUUGCAAAGGUUGGAGGAAUUCUCCCUCAUCUUACUUUUUGUCGCAGUUUAAACUGGUUUCAUUAAACGCACCCAUGGAAAAUCAACUUUGCAAAUUGUUCGUCGGUGGACUGAAUGUUCAGACCACCAACGAGGGUCUCCGCAAACAUUUCGAGCAGUACGGCGAGCUGACGGAUUGUGUUGUGGUGCAGAACCAAGCGUUGAAACGAUCUCGCUGCUUCGGCUUUGUGACCUACUCAACACCGGAGGAGGCGGAUGCUGCCAUGGCAGCUAGGCCACACGUUCUGGACGGUAACAACGUUGAAUUGAAAAGGGCCGUGGCACGAGAAGAUGCGGGCAGGCCAGAGGCCCUUGCUAAAGUCAAGAAAAUUUUUGUCGGGGGUCUCAAAGAUGAUAUUGAAGACGAACAUCUCCUUGAAUGCUUCUCCCAGUUCGGCGCCAUCGAGAAAGCAGAGGUGAUUACUGACAAAGAUACAGGUAAAAAGCGUGGGUUUGGAUUCGUCUACUUCGAAGAUAACGAUUCUGCUGAUAAAGCUGUUGUGUUGAAGUUUCACACUAUCAACGGCCAUAAAGUAGAAGUGAAGAAAGCCCUAACCAAACAAGAGAUUCAAGCUGCUGGUAGCCGCGGCGGUCGAGGUAGAGGCGGGCGUGGAAUGGGAAGAUCCCAAAACGGCUACGGCGGUGGAAGAGGUGGUGGCUACGGGAAUUACGGAGGUGGCUACGGAGGCAACGAUGGCGGCUACGGAGGUGGCUAUGGAGGUGGAUACGGUGGCGGUUACGGGGGUGGCUAUGGAGACCAAAUGGGAGGCUAUGGCGGAGGCAACGGCUACAAUGACUUUGGAAGUGGCUAUGGCCAGCAGUCGUCUGGCUAUGGUCCAAUGAAAGGUAAUUACUCGGGCAGAAGCAGCGCUCCUUACUCCCGAGGCGGUGGUGGUUACGGCAGGGGGGGUUAUGGAGGCUCAUAUUAGGAAUCCUGGUCAGUCGUACAACAGAGCAGCUCCAUCCCCUAGCCAAAAUCUAAAUGGCCGCUUAAAUAUCCCAUCCAUUAAGUAGCUCCCAGCCGUAUUUUCGGCAGGGACAUGACUGGAUCACUGAACCCCAUUUUCUGGUACAGUCAACAAACCUCAGCUAUCACAGGCUGGUUUAAUCAGGUCAGGUGUUUCUUACCAGAGCCCAACCAUACAUCGUCUCAUAGUGAAACAUCAAAUCUUUAAGAGACACGGCCAUUACUCCUCAGUCGCUAAUAAACUAGGCCUGGUUUACCAACGCGUAAUAGGACUACUACUUUGGAUUCUUUUUCAUUUUCCUUGGUGGGGGACCUACAAUGUUGCAGUUUGCUUUAUAAUGUCGUUUAUAGUAAUUCAGUUAAGAUAUUUCCUGUUGCUUGUUGGUGAAGGCCUGUUAUUUUUCCUUUUUAAGAUAUGUACUGUAAGUUCUAUUUUAUUUUAAAAUAUGUAUUUAAGUUGACGUGUUGAUCUUCAGACCCCCAUGUAUGAUUAGAAAUGGCCAAGUAGUUAAUUACAGUGAACUUGAUUUAGUCCUUAGUUCUGCAUCAAAUCAGGUUGUUGGCAUCUAGAUCUUAUUCGGAGUUCGUACACCUCUUGGACAUUUCUAUUCAAGUAUUCGAUAGCAUUGAUGGCCACCGUUGUGUUCUGGUCACAAUGUGAUAAAAGUACCUAAACGCAGCAUUAUAAGGACUAGGUCACGUUACUUUUAAAUACUCUAGGUUCACUGCCGUUGUUACUGACAGAAUAUGUUGAAUAUCCGUUGUAGUGAUUGAGCUGUGACUCCUAUUAGUGUGAUUGUAAAGCAAUUUAAGUAGUUUUAACGUUAUUCUAGAUAUAUGGACAUUUUUUUUCUUAGUUGUUGCGGUGAUCGUGUUCUUUAAGACAGAGGAAGUAUCUGAAAAUUUUCCAGGUGUUCUAUUUCACAGACUUUAUUUUAAAAGGAUCUCACAAAUCUCAGAAGAAGCUGACUUUAUGCAUCUGUUUCAUUGUAUUACUGAUACACAGAUUAAACCUAUUAAAACAUGUUUAUUUCAGAUACCA
Alosa alosa (allis shad) is the source of this 4074-nucleotide messenger RNA. RefSeq lists its product as uncharacterized. The coding region runs from base 94 to 2994 and encodes 966 amino acids. Lineage: Eukaryota; Metazoa; Chordata; Actinopteri; Clupeiformes; Clupeidae. The transcript is spliced from 3 exons. Gene Ontology annotation, molecular function: RNA binding. The record is from RefSeq and is a predicted model, not a curated record.